AUGAAGACAGCAGAACUGUUUGCAGAGGUCGCUGACCCUUAUCUGCGUCAUUGUCUCAAGAUCGUCCAGACAACGCUCACCAACUUUAUCUACAUCGGAUCAGGCGCAAAGAUCGCCUAUCGCUGGCUCAAUGUCCAACCCGACGCUUUCCAUCAGAUUGCUUGCGAAGCAGGAUCGUCGCCCUCGUCAGCAUCAUCCUCGGCCCACUUUGCUCCACCAACCAAACGCUCCGAGGUUCCUUUGCUGCUUCACUGUGACUUCCGUGCGGGCAUGGACAUGUGGGAUCCACUCUUCCUCGCUCAUCUCCUCAAAUCUCGGCCAGUUGUCAUCUUUGAUCCGUGUCACUGCGGACGCUCCGUCUCCAACCGCGACACUCGGCCCUACAUGGGCUCUUUCUACAAAUGGGCAAAACAUGCUGUCGCUGUCGCUAACUCGCUCGGCAUGUCUGAAUACGACAUCCUUGGAUUUGCCAUGGGUGGUGCUGCUGCUCUUCUUGCGGCGCUUUAUCCUACUCCUUCCACCACACGUGUCCGCAAGAUCGUCGCAGCAGCGACCACAGGCCCUGCCAUCUCUGCACGUCUCUACGAAGAAUGCUCUCGAAGCUCCAUGUCCAUUGCAUGGCCUCGCGACGAUUGGAACCUCAUGAAUGCCUCACGGCUCUCCCUAAACGAUGGAACCAAGCCCGAGGAAGUCAAGCAAGCACUCAAACACACCUUCUUCACUGAGUCCGCCUCCGGUCAGCAAGCCCUGGAAGAGCAUUGGGACCGCGUCAACAGAUUCGCCGAGUAUCGCUCCAAAUUGCCUUCAGAAGCUCCUUUCAUCGGUCUGUUGGAAGAUCGUCGAGAGCUUGGCCCACUCCGAUGCCAACGACUCGCCUGGAGAAGCUGGGAGACGCUCCCGCAGCAGCGUGGCGGUACCUACAUUGACCCGAUGGCCAAGAUCAACGUGCCUGUCCUCGUCAUGAACGGCAUCAACAACUCGCUCAUCCCCGCCAGCAGAAGUUGGGAGCUCAUGUGCAGGCUACCCAAACCUUCUCUGAACCUCUACGAGGACUCAGGAGCAGGCUUCAUCUCGCAAUAUCCCGAACGUGUGGCCAAAGAUAUCAACUACUUCCUCGACUAUGACCACUCCAACUUGCAGCCACAGAUCUUGCCCUCUGCUUCCCUUCCUCAGGCUACACCCCCGGUUCCCUCUGCGACGUCGCACCCACCCUUUGCGUUCGGACAGGUACCGCCUCCUGCCCUGGCACAACAUGCCCAACCGCCACCACAGAGUCGCUUUCCCGGCGUGCCUAAUAUCUCGCACUCUUACUUUGCAAGCAACCCCACGGGGCAUCAGCAGAUACAUCAGUCUUACUUGCACCUCCCUCCCAACUUUCACUCACAAGAGAAGGAGCGCGUGCAGAGGCUGUCCAAGCUCUGA
Ustilago hordei is the source of this 1422-nucleotide messenger RNA. RefSeq lists its product as uncharacterized. The coding region runs from base 1 to 1422 and encodes 473 amino acids. Lineage: Eukaryota; Fungi; Basidiomycota; Ustilaginomycetes; Ustilaginales; Ustilaginaceae. The record is from RefSeq and is a predicted model, not a curated record. The transcript has a single exon.